Colossoma macropomum (tambaqui) is the source of this 1447-nucleotide messenger RNA. RefSeq names its product legumain-like. The coding region runs from base 124 to 1398 and encodes 424 amino acids. The record is from RefSeq and is a predicted model, not a curated record. Lineage: Eukaryota; Metazoa; Chordata; Actinopteri; Characiformes; Serrasalmidae. Gene Ontology annotation, biological process: vacuolar protein processing. Gene Ontology annotation, molecular function: cysteine-type endopeptidase activity. The transcript is spliced from 14 exons.
UGGAAGUGAAAGUAAUGUGUUCACUAUAAAUGCAGGUGGAUUUAUUUUCAACCAUUCAAAACUGCAACUGCAACAAGCUAAAGAGACAGACAGUGGGAUAAGUUGGGUAAAUCACAAAGCACGAUGGGUGGGACACAAAGCAAGAAGUGGGUUCUACUGGCUGCUGGUUCCGAAGGCUGGAUAAAUUACAGACAUCAGGCUUGUGUCUGCCAUGCCUAUCAAAUGGCUCACGGCAAUGGCAUUCCAGAUGAGCAGAUUGUGGUGAUGAUGUAUGAUGAUAUAGCUAACAAUGAGGCGAACCAAAAUCAUAGAGGCGAAAUCAUCAAUGAGCCAGGUGGUCCCAAUGUUUACCAGGGAGUUCUGAAGGAUUACAUUAAUAAUGACGUUUCAGUUCAAAACUUUCUGGCUGUGCUUCGUGGAGAUGAAGCAAAUGUUACUAAACAUGCAGGGGGACCAAAAAAGGUCUUGAAAAGUGGUAGAAAUGACACCAUUUUCAUCUAUCUGUCAGGUCAUGGAGGUAAAGGAGUGUUUGCCUUUCCCAACACAAAUACGCUUCAUGCAUCUGACCUUGUUGACACUAUAAAUGAGAUGUCAGGACGCCACCAGUUCUCAAAGAUGGUGAUUUAUGUAGAAAGCUGUUUUUCUGGAUCAAUGAUUGACCAUCUCCCAAAAAACACAGAGGUUUAUGGAGUGUCUGCCUCUUCUCCUGAUGAGAGCUCCUAUGCUUAUUUCCUUGAUGAGGACAGAUGGGCAUAUCUCUCUAACGAAUUUACUGCAUAUUGGCUGUUACACAACGAAAAGUCUGAUCUUACUAAGACAACCUUCUGGAAUCAGUUUGUGUAUUUGAGGGAGAAAGUCCAGAGAUCUACUCCUCAUCAGUAUGGCAACAUUACGCUCAGGGAACUGUACAUCAGUGACUUUUUGGGUCGUCCUGACUCCAGAACUCAAGCAGAACGUGCUAGGCAAGCUAAACGUUUGAAACAAACACAUCUCACCUUAACCAAUGAAGUCCCACUGAUAAUUCAGAGGAGCAGAAUUCAGUGUGAAAACAACAUUGAGAAAAAAAGAGCUCUACAGAGAGAUUACGAUAACCUUAUGAAGAUGAAAGAGAGAAUUGCAACAGCAGUGCAGAACAUUGCUAUGCAGUCAUGCCCUGAACGAGGCCCCAGAGCACUGAUAGACACUAGUCGUCUAACUCAACUGAAACAUUUGAAACAUGUAGCAGAGCAUUUCAGACAGACCUUCAGUAAGUGGCAUGAGGAGCAGUAUGUUUCCUUUGUUAUGGCACACAUGUCUGUCUUUGUGAACCUAAUUGAGUCUGGAGUGGAUGUUGAACGGAUUAAAGACGCCAUAACCCGUGUGCACAUUGCACAAGGACCAUCAUCAGGUCGAUACUGAAGUUACUGCACCCCUGAACUACAGAUCAAUUCCUGCUUGCCUGAUCUGC